Molecule: messenger RNA, 2991 nt
Organism: Sugiyamaella lignohabitans
Lineage: Eukaryota; Fungi; Ascomycota; Dipodascomycetes; Dipodascales; Trichomonascaceae
Gene: ISW2
Product: Isw2p
Exons: 1
Coding region: 1-2991 (996 amino acids)
Biological process (GO): regulation of transcription by RNA polymerase II; nucleosome organization
Cellular component (GO): chromatin; nucleus
Molecular function (GO): nucleosome binding; ATP binding; ATP-dependent chromatin remodeler activity
Source: RefSeq, a predicted model, not a curated record
AUGGCGAACUCGGCAAGAGGCAGCGAUAACGGGUCGGGCAGGAGCCGGAGAGGACGUGGUAGAGCCGGCGCUGCCAGUAGGAGAAGGAAGACAGAGAGAGAAGAGGAUGCCGAGUUGUUACAUGAGGAAGAAGAGGAGGAAGAAGAUAAGACUACAGUAUUUACAGAGUCGCCAGCAUUUAUUCGUGGUACGUUGAGAGAGUACCAGAUCCAGGGUCUCAAUUGGCUGAUUUCGCUGCACGAAAAUAGUAUUUCGGGUAUUUUGGCAGACGAAAUGGGACUGGGCAAAACGCUGCAGACAAUCUCGUUUUUAGGGUACUUGAGAUGGGUUCGAGGCGUCGAGGGUCCUCAUAUUGUUAUUGUACCGAAAAGUACUUUGGACAAUUGGAGUCGAGAGUUUGCUAAAUGGACACCCGAAGUUAGUGUGUUUAUUCUGCAGGGAGAUAAGGAAAGCCGAGCAGAGAUUAUCAAUGAAAAACUUCUGGAAUGCGAUUUCGAUAUCUGUGUGACGUCUUAUGAGAUGGUUAUUCGUGAAAAGGCUCAUUUGAGGAAGAUUGCCUGGCAGUAUAUUAUUGUAGAUGAAGCGCAUAGAAUCAAAAACGAAGAGAGUAUGCUGUCUCAGAUUAUCAGGUUAUUUCACUCACGAAACCGUCUUCUUAUUACUGGUACUCCAUUACAGAAUAAUUUACAUGAACUAUGGGCACUGCUUAAUUUUCUGCUGCCAGAUGUGUUUUCCGACUCACAGGUGUUUGACCAGUGGUUUGAGAGUCAAGGCUCAGACCAGGAUAAAGUGGUUCAACAACUACAUAAAGUGCUACGACCAUUUUUACUACGAAGAGUUAAAGCCGAUGUGGAAAAGUCGCUGCUGCCCAAGAAAGAGGUUAAUGUAUAUAUCGGUAUGUCGGAGAUGCAGGUCAAAUGGUACCGAAAACUGCUGGAAAAGGAUAUCGACGCGGUAAAUGGAGCCAUUGGCAAACGAGAGGGCAAAACUCGACUAUUGAACAUUGUAAUGCAGCUGCGGAAAUGCUGUAACCACCCAUAUUUAUUUGAGGGCGCCGAACCCGGCCCUCCCUAUACGACUGACGAACAUUUAGUAUUUAACUGUGGUAAAAUGAUCAUUCUCGACAAGCUGUUAAAGAGAAUGAAGGAGAUUGGCUCGCGAGUGCUUAUUUUCUCGCAGAUGAGCCGAAUGCUCGAUAUUCUAGAAGACUACUGUAUAUUCCGAGAUUACGAGUACUCACGAAUCGACGGUUCUACAGGCCAUGAAGACAGAAUCGCUGCUAUUGACGAUUAUAAUAAAGAAGGGUCCGACAAGUUUGUAUUUUUGUUGACGACACGUGCUGGUGGUCUGGGUAUCAAUUUGACCAGUGCCGAUAUUGUGGUGUUGUACGAUUCUGACUGGAAUCCCCAGGCCGAUUUACAGGCCAUGGAUAGAGCACAUCGUAUUGGCCAGACAAAACAGGUUUAUGUGUACAGGUUUGUGACUGAAAAUGCCAUUGAAGAGAAGGUUUUAGAACGAGCGGCUCAGAAACUGAGACUGGACCAACUGGUUAUUCAACAAGGCCGUGCUACUAGUAGUACUAAGGAUUCUAAAGACAGUGGAAGCAAUUCUAAAACCAAUGCUGCUGCAUCGAAAGACGAGUUGUUACGGAUGAUCCAGCAUGGAGCACCAGCCAUUUUCGAGAACUCGACUGGUACUAUCACCUCGGACACCAGUAUUGAUAGUAUUCUGAAACACGGAGAGGAACGAACAGCCGAGCUCAAUUCACGAUAUGCCAAGCUAGGACUCGACGAUUUACAAAAGUUCACAUCGGAUUCAUCUGCAUAUGAAUGGAAUGGUCAGGACUUUGCCAAACGUAAUAAACUCAACAACGGCAUGGCAUGGAUCAACCCGUCUAAACGAGAACGUAAAGAACAUGCUUAUUCAAUUGACAAUUAUUAUAAAGAAGUGAUGGCCACUGGUAACAAUGCCAAUAACAACGGAUUCAAACCUCGAUAUACAUCGGGUCGAACCCCCCGGUUCCUGAAACAAGCCAACAUUCAAGACCAUCAAUUCUACACGCCACGACUUCGAGAACUACAAGAAAAAGAGCUCGCCUAUUCGCGUCGUCAAGCAGGAUAUCUUCUUAGUGAAGGAGAUAUUACCGAAGUCGACGAAGGACAAACAAGACAAGAGCGAUUAAAAAUCGAAAACGAUCUUAUUAAAAACGCCGAGCCGCUAACUGAAGAAGAAGAGGCUGAAAAGAAUGAGCUGGCUGCGUCUGGAUUCGACAACUGGGCAAGACGAGAUUUCACCACAUUCAUCCACUUAAUCGCUAAACAUGGACGACACAAUUACGAAGCAGUAGCAGCUGAUUUCAACGAUGAAGACAAGACUGCUGACGAAAUCAAACGAUACUCGGAAGUGUUCUGGAAACGAUAUAAAGAAAUCGACGGCUAUGACAAGUACAUUGCCCAAGUUGAGCAAGGAGAAGAGCGGAUGCGCAAAAUGGGUCGUCACAAAGAACUUCUACGACAAAAGAUCGAACAAUACGAAGCACCUUUAAGUACCAUGGACGUAACGUAUCCAGCUACUGCCAAGAAGAUAUAUUCUAUUGAGGAAGACCGGUUCCUGUUAGUAGCGAUCAACGACAUCGGGCUCGAGACCGAGAACCUGUACGAAAAAGUGCGCGACCGGAUCAGCAAAUCGCCUCUUUUCCGAUUCAACUGGUACUUCCAAUCACGAACACCCGUCGAACUGUCCCGCCGAUGUGCCACGCUCCUUCUGGCCAUCAACCGUGAAGCAGAAGGACCAGUCGCCGCUGCCAAACGCAAAACCGGCCGACCUGGCCGACCCCGCAACCUGCCCUCCAACACAGGCUCUCCCGACAUCAGCUUUGACGAAGACAAUCUCGAAGAAACUUCGACCUACGGAACUCCCGCAGCCCCGGACCGCAAGUCGAAAAAGUCCCGCAUCGAAGAAGUCAAGGACAUGACCCCGGAUGUAGCCUAA